This is a messenger RNA of Metarhizium album ARSEF 1941, 2349 nucleotides long. RefSeq lists its product as uncharacterized. Gene Ontology annotation, biological process: regulation of DNA-templated transcription; DNA-templated transcription. Bases 1 to 2349 code for a protein of 782 amino acids. Gene Ontology annotation, molecular function: DNA binding; zinc ion binding; DNA-binding transcription factor activity, RNA polymerase II-specific. NCBI's taxonomy places the organism in Eukaryota, Fungi, Ascomycota, Sordariomycetes, Hypocreales, Clavicipitaceae. The transcript is spliced from 4 exons. The record is from RefSeq and is a predicted model, not a curated record.
AUGUCUUCCGAUCAGGCCCGUUCCGAGUCCGGAUCUGCUCACCCUGGCCCGGUACCCGAGAUCCGGCGGGAGCCACAGCAUCUCCGGCUGCACCAGGAUCCGUCCAUGGUCAAACUCACCAGAGGGACGAGCUGCGUGCUCUGUCAGCAGCGCAAGGUACGCUGUGAUAAGAACAAGCCGUGUGCCAACUGCCUUAAGGCCGGCGCGGAGUGCAAGGUGAUUCCUCCGCAGCCGCCAAGACGGCGCAAGAAGCGGCUGCAGGACAAGGAUCUUGUCCAACGACUGAAGAAAUACGAGGCCUUGCUAGCCGAGCACGGAGUCAAGUUCGAUGCUAUUGGCCAUGGCAUCAGGAGUCAAGGUUCGCAUAAUGACGAACUGGACGACUUGGAGAAUGACUUUGAGGAGUUGAAGACGAGUCCGGCUGCGAGUACGUCGCCCUCUGCAACUUCGCACAUUGACAAGCCAGGACGCACGUCAAUAUUCUCCCUUGAUAGACAGUUUCGGGCGAGUGAUCAACUCCUCCAUGACUCCUCAGACGACGACGCCGACGAAUCCACCAUCAACCGGGCUUUCGACAAGAUGUUCUCCAACGACGACGGCUUCCCCUUUGUCUUUUCUGGCCGCCAGGAAUCCACCACCCACUACCACCCGCCUGCUAUUCACAUCUUUCAGCUGUGGCAAAUCUACAUUGACAACAUCAACCCACUGCUCAAGGUCACCCACGUCCCCAGCGUCCAGGGCCAGAUCAUCCAGGCAUCUUCCAACCUGGAAAAGGCCCCCAGGAACAUCGAGGCCCUCAUGUUUGGCAUCUACUGCAUGGCCGUCACUUCGAUGGAGGACGCCGACGUGGAGAAGAUGCUCGGUCGGCCCAAGAGGGAAGUGCUGGCCCAGUUCUUCGAAGGGCUGCAGCAGGCACUGCUCAACGCAGGGCUCAUGCGGUUCAACGACUUGAUUUCCCUGCAAGCCUAUGUUUUAUACUUGUUCGCCAUCCGAUGGUUCGUCGAUCCCCGCCAAGUCUUUUGCCUCAUCGGCAUAGCCGUGCGCAUAGCUCAGAGAAUGGGCCUUCACCGCGACCCGGCCGGCUACGGCCUCCCGCCCUUGGAGACGGAGCAGCGUCGCCGGCUCUGGUGGACCAUUGUCAGCUACGACCGUCGCAUAGGCGAGAUGACGGGCUCGACAAUCACCGGCCUCUCCUGCGGCGGCGACUGCAAACUGCCCCUCAACGUCAACGACUCGGACCUCCACGUCGACGGCAAAGAGCUCCCCUCGCCGCACAACGGCCCAACCGAGAUGCUCUUCGCCCUGACGCGGCUGGAAAUCGCAAUGGCCGUCGUCAGCAACUCCAGCCGCGACAGCGCCAACACCAACAACCCCGACAAACCGAGCCCGUCGUCCCCUUCGCCAAGCUCCAAACAGUCCCCGGCGCCCCCGACGAUUCGCAUCGCCGGCCAAGACUCUCCCUCGUACACCCUCGAAGGCUUCUGCGCCCACAUGGAAGGCACAUACCUCCAGCACUGCGACCCCAGGGUCCCCCUGCACUUCUUCACGCUCACCAUGACCAGGCAGACGCUUUCGAAAAUGCGCGUCGUCACCUACCUCGUGCGCAUGUACGGCACCGACGAGCCCCUCGACGACGUGGAACGCGACAACCUGCUCCUCCUGUGCGUGCAAAUGGUCGAGUACGACAACGUCGUCCAUGCAUCACACUCGCUCAAGCCCUUCAAAUGGUUUACCGCGCACCACUUCCCCUUCCCGGCCUACAUGUUUCUCAGCCAGGAGCUCCGUCGGCGGUGUGUCGGCCCCGUCGUCGAACGCGCCUGGGAGGCCAUCGCCGCCAACCACACAUUGCGCGGGUUGAUGAACAACCUCCAUAGUCCGAUGCACGCCGCCUUUGGGCGACACUUUAUCAAGGCGUGGGACGCACACGCCGAGGCCUACACCGCCAACGGCAAAGGGUCCCCCCCGGUCCCGUCCUUCAUCGCCGUCCUCCGCGACAGGGCCGAGCUUCGACGCAGGGAAAAGACGAAGAAUCAACCCGAGCCGGAGAUGCAACAGGAGCCGUACGACCUGCCUCGUCCGCGGCAGGGCGCGUCGCCCGAUGCGAACGUCACCGUUAUGGGGCCGCCCUUGGCAAUCAACGCCCCCAGCAGCUUCGGCUUGGGGGACCCGCCGGUGCAGGGUGCCUCGGAUAUGGAUUGGAGUUAUUUGAUGAACAGUCUUCAGCCGAGCAUGACUUUUGGGGACGGGUAUCAGGGCUUCGACAACUUUGGGCCGUUUGAGUCUGGGCCCGGGAUGACUAGGAUGGGCGGCGGCUUGGGGGACCCCGGCCCUGGUGGCGUGUAUUACUGA